UCCGCCCACUCCGUUACGGCAGCAAUUUUUUUCUUAAGUCGUGCAAAUAAAAAUUAUUAACGUAAAUAUUAUGAAAGGAUCGUAUCUUUCUCUAUGAAAAAUAGAUAAAUUAACACCUCUUCCGUUGAUUUCUUGCAAUAUAUAUGUAGAUCUGCGCGGACGGUGCUGAAGUACUAUUUUUCAUUUUUUUGUAGGUUAUAGUUUUUUUGUCACGUGAUGAAGAACUGUUUUGGUCAUGUGAUCAAAACAAGCGUGCUCAUUUUCAUACGCUUUGUUUUUGUUAUAAAAUAUAGAUAACGACAAAUAUAUACUUAAGCAAAGUAUUUUUUGAUAAAGUUAAAUUUCAGAAGCUUUCUGAAAGUUAAACAGACUUGAAUUAUGUAAAAUCUAUGGAGGACAUGGAACUACUUGUUCUUCGGUUUCGGAUAAGAAAUUUCGUCCGUAAAUUUGUGGUAUGGUAAAUCUGUGGUCACGCUUCGCUGCCCACAAAAACGAAUAGAUGUAAAUCAAAGUCUGUAUUAUACUAAGUGGAACUUUGAUUUCGUAGUUAUCCUUUUCCUGGAAUACUUUCAAUAAUAUCUAUGAGCAAGUUUAUAACAAAUAGUUCUUUGUAAUAAAGGAGUUAAUGCUCGUAUUUGCCUAAUAUUAAAAUAAAGAUGGAGGUAUGCAAUAAAAAGAGUCAUUUUAACAAUAGGUUGAAAUGUGAUGUAUUCAGCUCUUUUUGGAAUUUACUAGGCUUGGUCACUGCUUCGCAUGGACCAGGUGUAGUAAAAUCCACUAGAAGCGAAUAUACCAUCCCGUAUACCUGGUAGACAGUAAUUCAACAGUUGAUAGUUGUUACUGACGGUCGUUGAUUUUUUUCCUCUAAUAGACAUAACCAUUCCAGGAAAAUAGUUUGAAAAAAAAAGAUAUACACCAUACUUGAUUGGAAAAGAUUAAUAUUUUAUAAUGUGAUACCUUAUAUGUUGGUAUUCAUUUUAAACUAAUUUUAUAUGUGUCUUGCUGUUGAGACUGAACCAUUUCUGCAAGACCUUUAAAUAGUAUAUCAACAGUGUCUUGAAGAAUAAGAAAGUUAUAACUGACAUAACAUUAGUCUGUUUUCGCUCAGUUUCUGCUAUAUACUCUGUCUUAAAGCAUUUUAAAAGCUAAUGAAAGUCUACACGUAUAUACAUGUAUUUUAACUUUCAUCUAAAUGCCGAUAUAGCAAAAAGUUCUGUUUGUAAUAUUUUACGACCACAUACAAAGGGUUUUUUUUAAGUAUUAAAAUCCAUCUGUGAAACAGCUGAAGGUGUUUGACUAUAUUUAGCUUGAAAUUCUUUUGAAAAGAUAAAGCUUUUUACUAUAUAAUUUUUCAUAAAAAUACUAUUUUACUCAAAUUAAGUUUUGAUUUCAAUAUUUUGAUUUUAUGUAUUAGUAUAUAUAUUUUGCAGGUAUUACUAUACUAUGAUAUCGAAAACCGUUAUGUCCAAUAUAGAAAUUGAAUACAUGUACAUACAUGCAUGUGACUGUAACCUUUUUCUUCAGCUGCAUUCAAUAUUAACGAUUUAUGUCUAUCUAAAUGAUAUUAUGAAUUUUAUUUGUUUAAAUCUCACUAACAUAUAUGUAGCAUUCUAUACAAUUGCAUUUUUAACUUACUUUUACUAAAAUUUUAUGAUAUUAAGAAUAAAAGUGAAAGUUGGGAUUUGUCGGUUUUGUUUAAUUUUUAGAGAUGUCAAAUACUUCCCUAUGUUCAUGUCAUUUAGAUUUAAAACAACAUUUUAAUUUAUAAUAAAGUUUUGUACUACAAACUACUGUGAUUAAUAGCUAGCUUAUAGGUUAGGGUGGGUACGUGUUGUUGGUGCGUAAAACAGACUGUACUAUAAAAAUGGCUAAUUCAACAUAUUUUAAGAAGUUAUUUAAACACAUGUACACAUUACAUACAACGCAUGCCAAAUGGAUUAUUUACCCAAUGCCAAGAUCAGUAUCUUGCAUGACUAAUGAGUUCAUACACAUGUUUUAAAGUUGGUAAUUAUAUAAAUUUUGUGUUUGUUUCAAUUGUUUUUAGUAUUUAACUUUUAUUUCUGGACCAUACAGUCUACUCAUAAUUUUGCUUAAGACGAUGCUACGUGCUUGAGGGGUGUUCACUGUUUUAUUGCUUCUUAACGAAUCUUCAUUAUUUAUAUAAUGUAGUUUCUGGUAUUAUAUUGUUCUCAUGCGUAAUUGAUAAUGUUUAUUUCUUCUCCUCUUGCAAUCAGGUAAUCAAAAACAAUAAACUGAGGUAGGUAAUUAAUGCACUAGGAUACAACAGAAAAUUACAAAACCAUUGAAUUGAUGGCUUUCUGAUAUAGCCCGUAGUCUUAGAACCGAACAUUCAGUUCACCGAAGGCUUUCUUAACCUUUACCCUGCUAAGUUUCUAAAAUCGACUUAUUCAUCAUUUAAUUUCGGCAUUAUGUCCUCUUAUUCAAAGGGUGUUCACUAAACUUUAUUGACUGAAUCGCAAACAGUGCAGACCAUGAUCUUGUUUUACACUGGUCGCAAAGGCAAAACCACGUGUUCAGUUACUAGUAAUCAAAUACAUAUGAUUUCUUUCAAAAUGAAUUAUUUCUUAACGCUGUUAGCGACAUGGUAUUUUUAUUUGUUGGAACUUCUUUCAGAAUGAAAUUUAGCGUAAGGUGCUACCAAUAAAAUAUGUGGCAAAGACCAUUUGGAAUCAAAGAAUGCAACCAAGCAACAUAUACAAAUGUAUGUAAUAGCAGACACGAUUUUACUGAGUCUGUUCAAGAGAGGUAAUAAAAUGUGCAACACCACUCGCCCACUUACAAUAGCUUAAGCGUAAUUCUAUUAUAGUAAAUAAAAUCUGUAAGAAGAUCCUUUGGAAGCAGAGAAUGCAACCAAGCAAAAUAAUAGCAGACUGAGUCUGUUCAUGAGAGAUAGUGGAAAGACCAGUAGUGCAAACUAAAUUUGUACUUUCUGAUCCCUAAUGACCAGAAAAUAUAAUAACAAUGAGUCUAAGUACGGGAAGACUUUUUACAGCCGCCUCUCCACAUUUAAACACUGCAGCUGUUGUGAUAGUAAAUAAAAUCUCUAAAAAGAUCUUUCUGAAGCAAAGAACGCAACCAAGCAAUAUAAUACAGACUCGGUUUGACUGAGUCUGUUCAUGCGAGGUAAUGAAAUGUGCAACACCCCUCAAAAGUUCCGAUUUUGCGGAAAAGAUGAUGCCAUUAAGCGACAAUACAGUGAUUCUGGUGAUAUAGUUGUAUUUCAUUAAUAUGUAUCAUGCUCUUUUUAUCUUUCUUCUUAUGCCCCCGGCAUCUACUGAUGCGGGAGGCAUAUAGUGAUUGUCCUGUCCGCUCGUUCAUUCGUUCGUCCGUCCGUACGGGGUUAACCAAAUGGGACCGUUUCGUCUAGCAUCAAUACCCCUUACUAGACUGACUUGAUACUAAUGCAGAUGUAACCUGUGACCAUUCCUCAUCUGCAGACAUCACCUGACCUCAGUUUGAUCUUGACCAUGACCUCAUUUUAGACUUAGGUUGCUUUAUAUGGGCCAUCUCUUGGUUAAACAAAUGGGACCGUUUCGUCUAGCAUCAAUACCGCUUCGAGAAUGAAUUGAUACUAAUACAGAUGUAACCUGUCACCAUUCCUCAUCUUCAAACAUCACCUGACCUCAGUUUGACCUUGACCUCAUUUUGGACUUAGGUUGCUGGGCCAUCUCUUGGUUAACCAAAUGGGACCGUUUCGUCUAGCAUCAAUACUGCUUACAAGAUUGAAUUGAUACUAAUACAGAUGUAACCUGUGACCAUUCCUCAUCUUCAAACAUCACCUGACCUCAGUUUGACCUUGACCUUGACCUCAUUUUGGACUUAGGUUGCUGGGCCAUCUCUUGGUUAACCAAAUGGGACCGUUUCGUCUAGCAUCAAUACUGCUUACAAGAAUGAAUUGAUACUAAUACAGAUGUAACCUGUGACCAUUCCUCAUCUUCAAACAUCACCUGACCUCAGUUUGACCUUGACCUUGACCUCAUUUUGGACUUAGGUUGUUUUAUAUGGGUCAUCUCUUGGUUAACCAAAUGGGACCGUUUCGUCUAGCAUCAAUACCGCUUACAAGAAUGAAUUGAUACUAAUACAAAUGUAACAUGUGACCAUUCCUCAUCUUCAAACAUCACCUGACCUCAGUUUGACCUUGACCUCGUUUUGGACUUGGGUUGCUUUGUAUCGACAAGGAUGCCACCGGGGGCAUCAAGCGUUUAUUGAACGCACCUCCUUGUUUCUUCUUCAAGUCGUCACUGCUGUGUAUGUGUUACAUUCACAAUCGGUAUUUAUAAUCUUUUGACAAGCAAGUGGCAGUUUCGCUCCUGCAUAUUAUCUCUUUAAACAUUUUAAACAAUUUCAUUUCUUGAUUUUCUUGCGUUUUAAUGUCUCUGUCAUAGCCUGAUCCAAAGUGUCUAAUUGAAAACCACAUGUCUCGAUUUGUGUUACACAUACGUUUUGUUUGUAAAUUACCUGUUAAAAUUCUUAUGUUGUGUCCAACGAUAUUCAGAUCUGCUGUAUCUACUAAGGUAUCAGUCACGCUAUUUUUUUGUUUGUGCUUCUGCAUGUCGUAAAAACAACCCAUCUUACCUAUUAUCUUUUGUUUCCGACCGACGCUACCAUUUUAUAUUAAAUAGUUUAGAUAUAAAUGUGCCCGUUGCCUGUAUACUUGCGAGACUAGAUUAUCUAGCAUUUAGUUUUUGGCUCGACUUUUCGAAGAAAAAGUAGAGCUAUUGCACUCGCCCCGGCGUCGGCGUCGCCGUUGGUAAAAGUUUUUGAUAAAUUCAAAUAUCUCUGUUACUAUCAAAGCCAUUGACUUGAAACCUAAAAUAGUUAUUUACUUGCAAAAUUUACACCAGGAGAAACAAUCCCCAUAAGUCUGAUUUGAAUUCAAGUUCAUAGAGGUAUGUCCCUUUCUAACAUAGAUUUGUUUUGUUAAAGUUUUUGAUAAAGUCAAAGUUCUCUGUUACUAGGCUAUCAAAGCUUUAGAUCUACACCAGGAGAAACAAUCCCCAUAACUCUGAUUUGAAUUUUGACAGAGUUAUGCCACUUUUUAACUUUUUGGUUAAAGUUUUUACUGGCAAAGCUCUAAUUCACUGAGAACAGUCAAGCGUGCUGUGUUACGGACAGCUCUUGUUUAAUUAAGAAAUAAUAUAUCUCAUCCAGUGAUUUGUCGUUGAAUAAAUCAUUGUUUGGAGUUCAGAUGCGAAGGAAUUCUAUCACGAGGGCGCAGCCCGAGUGGCAUAAUAAUACGCAUCUGAACGACAAACAAUGAUGACAUUCAUUAAAUAUUUGCCCGUUUUCAAUCGGUUUCUUUUCCAGCGCGCCGCUAUGCCGUUUAACGCCAUGACGUAAUAAUUGUGACGUCAGAACAGUGAUUUGUUGUAUAAUAAUUCACCGUUUUCUGCCUUCUUUGUUUAAUAGGAAAAUGAAUCGGAUCGUGUUAGAAUAAAUCAUCGGCUACCACGACAUCCGUCGACAUGAUCGAAACCGACACCUUAUGAUACUUACAUCGAACGUUUAUGAAAUAAAGUCUAUGAGAAGAGUCUUUGGAAAUACAAUCUGUGAAAAGACUCUUUUACUCAUAGAACGCAACCAAGCAACAAAUAGCAUACUGGGUUUGAUUGAAUGCAACCAAGCAAAAAAAAAAAAAAAAAAAAAAAAAAAACUAAGUCUGUUCAUGAGAGGUAAUGAAAUGUGCAAUACCCUUCACACCCAUUCAGCACCGGCUUACGCGGAACUCUAUUACACAGAUAUUGAAUGGACUCCAAGAUACCAAACAAUCAGAAAAUAAAACAACACUGAAUACAAAAACCGGGAGACUUUUAUCGCCGCUACGGCACUUGAAGAAUGCUGUUGUGAUAGUUAGAAAAAUAUAUAAGAAGAUCUUUUGGAAGCAUAGAAUACAACCAAGCAAACUGUUAAUAGACUCAGUUUGAUUAAGUCUGUUCAUGAGAAGUAAUGAAAUUUGCAUCCCUAGAACCGGAUUAAGCGAUACUCUAGUACAAAAGUAUUGAAUUGACAUUAUAAUCGCAAAUGACUUUGCGAGUUUUCUCGUAAAUGACGCGAAUCGGUAUGAUGUUCAAAGUAAAAUACAAGACAUUUGGCUUUCAGUAGUUCCACGUUGAAUUGUUAAGGAACUGGCUGCGACUUUCAAACACUCGUUUAUUCAUACAAAUUAUCUUUCAUUACGUCAUUUGAUUUCUUUAUACCGCUUACGUUUAUAUCACAGUAUCACCAACUUUAUCAUUCAUAUUUGCGUGCAUUGUGUCAUCGGGUUUUUUUUCUAAUGAAAAGUGGUAACAAUAAUAUGUUCAGCAAUGACGAUGUUAUCCCAGAACUUUUCUUGAGCAGUUUCGGAUGUCUCAUUAUUUCUUUUUGACUGAUGCUCAUUCAUUUUCUGAUAUUGUUUUAACACUGCUUAUGUUGUUUUAAUAUGUUGUAGCAUGGCCAUGUCAUAUUGCAUGAAAGUUUUAAGUUUAAAUGAAAUGAUAUGUACGUAUUUUACUUACUGUCAUAUUCAAAUCUCUAAUAUAUGGUUUAUUAUCUUAAGAGGUAUUUUUAUCUUUAUUGUAGAAAUAUACAUGAUAAUGUAGCUAUGCAUAUCUAAGAUUUGUUUUGUACCAACAGAUCUUAAGUAACUUUUGUUUUGUAUUUUACAUUUAUAGCACUUUCCGUUGGAUUGUAAGACUUCUCUCAUUUCGGAACACAUCUGUUUGCUUUGUACUUGAAUUAUUUGUUCAGCUUAUGUACAAUUAAAAUCUGCAUACCUUCUAAUUUGUUAGUGAUUCAUGAAAGCAUACACAUCAUAUCAUAAUAUAGAAUAAACGUAUUCCAUGUUUCUGACAAAUUAUGCUCUAUUUGUUAAUCUCAGUAUGGCAGUUGGGAAGGUUUAUAAAAUUACUAUACCCACGCAUUCAUGAUUUUCUUAAAUACACUCCGCCAUUUGCAUGCAUGUCUUGUUUUGUAUUAACCUGUAAAGAAUGCAAUAAAAUAUGAUUAAAUAAUAAAAAGGUAAGACCAAAUUCAAUAUCCGCCGUUUGUGCAUCGCAAGAGCUGACUGACAGAAUGUUUUUUUUUAAAUAGCUAAAGAAUCCACAUUCUAAUUUCGUUUUAGGUAGUCGUUCGGUAGAUAUGAAGUAAUUAUAAAAGGUAAAUGGAUCUUGUCUUGAGGGUGGUGUGAAAAUACGGGAAUGCUGCUUUACAACCUUUACAACCUUUAAUAUAGUAUCUUAAAUCUUGAUUAUUUUAUACAUUUCAAAUGUUAUCUAUUAUACUCAAACCUCAAAUGUUUAUCUAUUUUACUUGAUAUCAACUGUUUACAUGACUAAAUAGAAGCUGACGACAAUUACUUGUACGGAUUUAAUUACUGCAUCGUGAAGUGAAAGCAGUGUAAAAAUGGCAACAUACGAACAAAUUGCUUCUUCCGAAGACGAUUAUGAUUUUAUCUGCACUCCAUGUAAGCAACGGGAGAUGAUUUCAGAAGCAAAAAAGUUUUGUGUGGAAUGUGGAGAGUAUUUUUGUUCGACAUGCUUGUCGUUUCAUGAGCAUUUUGGUGCAACGAAAGGACAUACAUUAAUUAACUGCCAGGAUGUUUCAACUGGUCGUGUAGAGACACGUUUGGAUAAAUGUAAAGUUCACAAUGACAAGGAGGAAGACAUGGUUUGUGGCGAACACAGUAUCGUCUGCUGCCGAGUUUGCAUAGCUACAUAUCAUAGGUUAUGUCAAAGAGUGGAUUACUUACCCCACGCUGCUCAAAGCUUUAAAGAAGGCAAAAAUUGUGUCGAAUUGGGCAAAAAUGUAAAAAGAAAAAUUGGAAUAAUACAAAGGUCAUAUAUAGAGUACAUGACCCGUGCGGUUCAACUUAAAAUGAGAAAAAAGACACUUUUGAAACGGUUGGAAGAGUUCAGAAUGUCAACGACAGAAUUAAUUGAGAAUCUUGUCAACGAAGCUGAGAAAGACAUUGAAGACACUUAUAAACCGGAGAUGUCUGGUACGCAGAAACAUAUUGAAAACACCGAAAAGCUCCUUUCAAAGCUAAAUACUCUGUCAGAAGAUUUUGAAAAUGACAAGGAUCCUAUUCUUGUUUAUAAGAAUGCAUUAGAAUGUAAACGCACACUUAAGGAUACGCAAUUUAAGCCUGACGCGCUUGACAAGAAAAUGGCAGUGAAUGAUAAAGCUUUGUCCCGGAUUUCAGAUACUGUAAAGAAGUCGUUGAACAACGAUCGAUAUUUUGGUGUUAUUGACGUUGAAGGACUAGGGGCUAAAAGUGACGUCCCGAACAUGUGCGUGCUAUCUGAUGGUAGCUACUUUUUAUCCCAUUUCCACGGUAAUAAAAUAAUUCACAUCGAUAACAAUCUGAAAGGUGUAGACGCGUUUGAUGCCGAAAGCUGUGUCUGGGGACUUUGUGCUAUAAACCAAAAUGAAAUUGCUUUUACAAUGCCAAUAAUUAAGAAAGUGCAGUUUUUAACCUAUGAUAAGAAGCCAGUCUUAAAAACCAGUUUCUCCACAAAGGUGUUUUGUCGCGGAAUAGCAUAUUGUAAUGAAAACAUAUAUGUAACUGGUGGUGAGUUUCAGGAUGUGGAAUCGGCACAAAUAAAUAUUUUUGAUUUGAAAGGAAGAUUACUUAACACUUUAGAAAAUUGUUCUUACGACAAAUAUUUCCUCAAGAUCCCCAGAUCUAUAAUUGUUAACACUGACUAUAUAUAUGUAACGGACUGUUGUAUCGGUGUGAUCUGUAUGGACUUGUAUGGUAAACAGAAGUGGACUUACAAAAGUUCAAAAUGCAAGUACCCUUGGGGAAUUUGUUUCACGCCAAAGUCAAACCUUUUAAUUGCCGGAUUGGAAUCCAACAACAUUGCUGUUGUAAGUAAAGAUGGCGAGUUGCUGGGUGAGCUGUUAAACGAAGACGACGGUAUUUCCGCACCAAAGGCUGUCAGCAUUGACAUAGCGAACAGUCGUCUUCUAGUCACAACAUCAAAGGGAAGUGUUCUGAAAGUCUUCGAAUUUGAAGAUUGUGAAAUAUGAGAUUUCUCACAAAAGUAAAGAGCUUUGGCAUGCUGUAUGCUUAGUGAGCAGUUUUGCAAUCCAUGAUUGUGUUAUGAGCCGUCAAAGCCUUUUUACCGCUACUUUUCUAGUGUAGUUAAAGGGGUGGCCAGUUUCACAGACUUUUUUUCAGAUUGAUUAAGAUAGAUUUUGUUUAUGUAUGUUCCAUUGCUUCUAUAAGUGUAAAUCAAUCUAGUCUACAACGACCAAAUUUAAAUCUAUAACAGUACUGUUAUCAAAAAUAUUUUGUGAUAAAUACACGUGGACAAUAAUGUUUACGUGAUCUCUUUCAGUUUUACAUGCACAUUUUUGUGGUCGCGUUUUCUAUUGUAAGAAUGUUAAUUAACUGAAUACCCAUUUGUAACACUUGAUGUUGCUUUUGUUUAAACAUGCUUAGUUUGCGGCUAUAUCCAUUCUGAAAAUGUGUU
Mercenaria mercenaria is the source of this 9479-nucleotide messenger RNA. RefSeq lists its product as uncharacterized. Gene Ontology annotation, biological process: positive regulation of DNA-templated transcription. The transcript has 2 exons. NCBI's taxonomy places the organism in Eukaryota, Metazoa, Mollusca, Bivalvia, Venerida, Veneridae. Gene Ontology annotation, molecular function: ubiquitin-protein transferase activity; zinc ion binding. The record is from RefSeq and is a predicted model, not a curated record. Gene Ontology annotation, cellular component: nucleoplasm; chromatin. The coding region runs from base 7405 to 9033 and encodes 542 amino acids.